Messenger RNA from Acanthopagrus latus (yellowfin seabream), 5292 nucleotides. Its product is annotated as raftlin-like. Lineage: Eukaryota; Metazoa; Chordata; Actinopteri; Spariformes; Sparidae. The record is from RefSeq and is a predicted model, not a curated record. The transcript is spliced from 12 exons. The coding region runs from base 1204 to 3270 and encodes 688 amino acids.
CGCUGUUUACUUCCGAAACAAACAUGGCGGACUGAGAAAACGCGCGGGAUCCUCGCAGUGCUCCGUUAACCGGUGGACAAGAACUGUUUGUAGCUCGUAAACUCGGCUCAAAUUAAGCUGAAACAGCGUGGUCAUACUAUUUAUUUGUCCGAACUCCUGCUGAACAGCAUUUCCAACGAGGAAACCUAAGCUAGGUACAAACUGUAGCUAACGUUAGCUAACUCGCCCUUUAGCUUGCUGCUAACGUGUUUGGACUUGGAUCUUUGAGGCAACACAUCACUGGGGAACAGAAGCAGAAAGGGAGGUGCAGCUGAUUGAGUAACUAUCUGAUGGAUGAAAAUGCCGGACAGAGAGGAGCACCAGAGUUUGAUGGGCCAUCCCAGACGCCGGUUGACAUUUUGUCCCCAGUCCGACCGGAUGCUGCAUAAAAAAUUCAGUCAGGCGAGAAGCCAGGAGGAAUACCCAGCUCCCCCCCCACCCCAGCGUGUGCCUCUCAGUGGGGAGUGCAAGAUGGAUUCUUCAGUCAGCCGAGUGGAACUGGUGCGGCUGCUGGAGAGAUAGGCAGAGAGGCAGAGAGGCUGUGCUGAACAGACGCUGGGUCAGAGCGCUCAGUUGCUUCAGACAAUCACAGGGGAGCGACAGAAAGACACAGGAAAGAGACGCACACAGAGACGGGGAGAGAGAGAGAAAACACCACACAGAACGAGAGAAAAGAGAGGGAGAGACAGGGGAGGGAGGUAAAUAUGUGACAGGAUGUGGUUUCCCUGAGCUUGCAGAACAUCGGUAUACAGGCAUACUUUGAGCAUGACCUAAACGCACCGAGCUUACAAGUGUGUUUGAGCUCCGUUAGGUGGCGAGGGGGGGGAAAGACGAGGCAAACCGCUGGAACUGCUGCUGCUGCUGCUGCUGCUGCUGCUGUGCCCGUAGAACUGACAGACGCUCUGGUUUUCUCUGCCGCCUGCAGGAGGAUUGUGUUUCUUUUCACAGCCGAGCCACCUCCACGGCAAAACCUCAGUCAGCUGGUCGGACAGGAUCUGAACCCGUCCUCCAUCCUCUCUCUUUGCGCCGGUCGCCUCCCAAGUAGAAUGCGUUUGUCUGCUGGAGGCUCUGGUCCAGUUGGUGCCUUCACGUCCAAGCAGUGAACUUUUCGACGAGAUUGUGAAACAGGGUCCGUGCACUGAGAGACAGACACACCGUGGAGCCAUGGGCUGCGGGCUGCGUAAGAUGAAGCCGACGUCGGAGGAGACCAGUCCAGGGAAGAUUUACUCCACCUUGAAGAGACCACAGGUGGAGACCAAGGUGGGCGUGGCUUAUACCUACCGCUACCUGGACUUCCUCAUCGGCAAAGAUGGUGGGACGUCCACGCUGCGUCUCUCGUCGGUGCGCGAGCUGCCGGGCCAGCUGCAGGAGCUCUACCAGCAGGGCUUCGUCCUGGCCUCCGUCCACCCGUUCAUCCACCCCUGUGGUCCAGAGUCCAACAGCCCCCAGCACCAGCUCUACCGGGCCAUACUGGUGCGACUGAACGACGGGGCGGAAAGGAGCCAGUCGGUCUGCCCACCGUACAAACUACAGCUGGAAGAGUGUCUGACUGCCGAGCAGGUGCCCACCCCAGAGCUCAUCCAGGGCUACGUCAAGAAGCAGAUCCAGGAUGCUGCUGACCAGGGGGUGAUGUUUGUAGGAUUCGUCCAGGAACCCUACGGGGCCCCGUGCACCAGGAUCAGAGAACCAGACACCCCCUCCCUCUCCCUGCACUCCAGCCCCAGCUCCGUGCUCGGUUCCCUGGGCAGCUGCAGCCCCUCGAACCCUUCGAGUCCCAGAAACCACGCAGAACCGGGAGCUCAGGCUGAAGCAGCGGACAAAGAGGGGAAUGAGGAAGGAGCGCUGGGCGGGGAGAAGAAUCAAAGUGAGAACACUGGGAACCAUUCAGGGACCAGGGCGGAGGGCAGCCUGGACGAGCUCUCGCCCGCGGCGUCUCCGAUAUCAGAGGGAGAUCUGGAGCACAGCGAGGAGCUGACGGAGGAGGAGUCGCCGUGUCACAAUAACAACAGAGACAGUGGCAGAGACACAAAGGAGAGGCCGAGAUACCGCCUGCGGAGGGGCGACGGGGUGGAGCUGCUCGCUUUGUACAACCACCCGCCGGUGCGAGAGGGCCAGGUGAAGUACUACACUGUCAAGGUGCCGCUGCGGGUUCAGAACUGCGACGAGGGGGUCAAGGGUGUGGAGGCCAACUGGCUGGAUCACAUGACCCAGCAUUUCAACAACGGAGCCUCGCUGGUCGACGGAUACUUCCACCUGGGCAACGUGAACGAUCUGCUGCCUAAAUCGGUGGAAAGUGUCUUCAUCUUCCAGGAGGGAAAUGAAGGCGAGCCAAACGUAGCCACUCCGACGUACGACGCCAUCGUGGUGGAGCAGUGGACCGUCAUUGAUGGUUUGCAGGUGAAGGCAGAUUACAUCCCUCUGCUUCAGUCGCUGGCCACGUAUGGAUGGAGGCUCACCUGCGUGCUGCCAACUCCUGUAAUCAAAACUAACAGCGAUGGAAGUCUGUCCACCAAGCAGGUUGUUUUCCUGCAGAGACCCGUCUUGGGCCGAAAGAGGAGGGAAUCAAAGAAAUUGAUCUUCAAGCCCCGAAGCAAGUCCAACAAGAACUGCAUCAAAGAAACAGCGAAGAACAAGAAGAAGAAGAAAACAAAAACGGAGAAGGAUGCCGAGGAUCCCAAGAUCCUCGAUGACAGAGAAAAGGCCGAGAGAGAGGAAGACAAGAGUGGGGAUGAGAGGGUGAACGCAACAGAUGUGGAGGGAGCAAGAGAAAGUGAGACGUCGAAAGAGGGGGAGGCGAGGUGUGAGGAAGACAGAAAGAUUGACGAUGGGAUCAAAAUCAGCGUAGAGACUGUUGAAGAGAAAGACGGAGGAGCAGAGACGAAAGACGACGGAGCAGAAAACAGCACGGAAGGAGAGGAAGAAGAGAAGAUCGAAGGAUCAAAGGAGAACGGAGAGCCUUUACGAAAGGGGGAGGUCCACGAGGUGACGAAAAUCGUUGCGACUGUCGAAACACAGAGCGAGACCAAAGAAAAGGAGGACGACGGAGGAGCGGAAGCUGAAGCGGUGAUCGAAAACGGGGUCGAGACGGACGAGGAGAAAGACGAGGGCGAAGGGAGAGCGAUCAAAUGCAAGACGGAAGAGCCGGCGGGCGUGGAGGUCAUCGCCAAGGAGAUCGUGGCAGAUUCACAGGCCACACCAAAUAAUCAAAGCCCAGAGGAGACGCAAGAGUAGCCCCGAGCGGUCGAGGUCAAGGUUUUUCCCCACCCUACCUCUCAAAUUCCCCAUCAUGAGAACUGGUUCAGUGUUGCCCCUGAUCCACAUAAAAAGGGGCUUUAAUCCCCCCCAUCGCUGCAGCAUUUCUCCAAAACUACCAUCUUUCACAGAUGAUUCCCCACGAAACCUGCCUGCCGCAGUGUAGCGACAGAACGAUUUCAUGUAUUUUCAGAUGUAAGCCCUGCUGUAUAACCACACACACUGAAUGUAUAUAUCCGAAACAUGAGUUGCCGGUGCAGGAUAGUCGAUGUGGAGACACUGGAAUAGCUGGAUCAGGAUCGACAUGGUGGGGAGGGGGGUUAAGUGUCUAGAAAGAUGGUUGCAAUUCACUUGAGAAGAAGGAGAAUCAGUUUAAAGGCCCGGCCACACCAUCACUUAAAACUAAUUCAGAGGCAAAAUCGGUUUCUUUUAAAUGGAAUCUGAGACAUUUGUGGGUUUGCUCGUUAUCUGACACUCAAUUUUGCAUCAUUGAUUAAUUGUAGGGAUGAGAUAGUACAUCAUCAUCUGCAGCUGUUCAACCAACUAAAUAAUCUGUAUCUGUGUCCAUACUUGAAACAUGGAAGACGGUAGGGAGGCUGAUUCUGGAGACAGGUAGAUGAUUCAGUUCAUUCCGACGUCAUCAUAUGUUUAAAAUAAAAUAAUAUUAUCCCACGAAACCCACUAGUGCCUAAUGUCGUCAAGCCUCUAGAGCUACAAAUUUUCUCAAAAGGCGCAGGGAUGAAUUACAUGUUGCCACAUUUCGGUGUGACCGGGUCUUUAAAAAAAAAAAAAAGGAGCGAGGAGUUUGACGUCAGGAACAGCAGGGACGUUCGAUUUUGAAUUCUCGCGGAUCGAAGGAAAAGUUCUCUGCCUGCGUUUGAGGAACAGUUACACGACCUCACACAUCUACCGAGAUGUAUCACCUGUUACAAGGUGUUCGUUCGCCUGAGAGUUGAGCAGCUCUCUUCAGAAAAACAAUAAAAGUCAGCUCAGAGAAAACCCGAGAGGCAGGAUCAUGACAGGACAGGCCUGCCUCAUCCACAUGACUGACAAUAUAAGGGCAUGUGUGCUCAGAGAAGCGUCUUACGUGAUCACAGACUGUAUCACCACCUCCCCAUUCCUUUUGGUUCUGUGCACCAUACAGUGUUGAGUUGUGACGUGGAGGGAAGUUGGCGGAGAGACGCUCGUAGAGGUGAUGGGAAAGGCGUUUGUUGCGACAGGCAAUCCAAAGUAGGGUGUAGAGAUAAUUGUUUACGCUGAGCUCUAAGCCGUCAAGUGCUUCAAAGAGAGCCGAUAAUCACUCUUUGGUGUGGUGUGCUAAGCUCACCUUGCAUACAGAAUGUUCCAUAUUCAAAGCCGAGUCAGAUAAGGAUGUGAAAUUCAGCUGAAUGUUUGCAGCUCAAGGGCAGAACUCGUACUUAGAUGCACCUAGUUAGCACGAGGGAGGAUUUAUUUCCGCGUUUUUAAAAACUGCAUUUCCAUUCGACGGCCACAAACAAAAGCCCUUGUCAAGCGUGGAAGCAGAGGUGAAGCUGAGCGGUCAGGAGCGAGCCUUGUUGUUUUUAAACCUUAGACCAAAACCGGAGAUUGAGAAUGGAGAAAUUGAAGACAAAAGAGAGUUUUGAGAGCGAUGCAGAGCGAUCACGGAGCAUUACACAGUCAAAUAAAAGAAAUGAAUAGGCUCGUUUAAAGGAACGUUGCCGUUUGCGUCCCACGUGCCCCGCUGAGAUCCCCUUCAUUAUUUUACCUCCAGCUCUUUAAGCACCUCUUACCAGACAUCAUUUCUGACAAUAAGCAAGUCAUAAUGUGCUGUUUUCAUGGCAUCAAGUAGCUUUCCAUUAAAAAAAAAAACAGGGGGAAUAAAGUGGGGGAGGGAGGGGCGGCGCCGCUCACGGUGUAGAGCCCUCAUUAGCUCACUAAUGGAUUUUGUCAGUGGGGUAUCUGUCAGGAAACAUGCAUUUAUAAUGGGGAGGGGGGGAGGUCACUUAUUGGCGGAGAUAU